This is a messenger RNA of Ilex paraguariensis (yerba mate), 2089 nucleotides long. The record is from the annotation of a GenBank genome assembly. Lineage: Eukaryota; Viridiplantae; Streptophyta; Magnoliopsida; Aquifoliales; Aquifoliaceae.
CAAGAAUCGGAAAAAAAGUUCUCUCACCUCUGUAAUGGCUACCCCUCCAAGGUCUCUUAAUUUCUUGAUCUUCAUCCUUAUUUUCACAAAACUCUUGGCCAUAGCUCAAGAUGAUGAUACCCAGUUCAUGUACCAUGGCUUCCGAGACUCCAAACUCUAUAUCGAUGGGCAAGCUGUGAUUCGCCCCAAUGGUCUAUUGCGGCUAACCAAUACUUCAGAUGGCGAAACUGGCCAUGCUUUCUACCCAAAUCCUGUGAGAUUCAACUCGUCCUCCUCAUCUGGGUCAGCUCAAUCUCUCUCGUUUUCCACGUAUUUUGUCUUUGCCAUUACCACUGACUUUGAUAUUCCCAAAGGCCAUGGCUUUGCCUUCGUCAUCUCACCAUCUCUGACCUUCACCCAGCGAGGUUUGACAAACCAGUUUCUGGGAAUUUUCAAUUCUACCAACAACGGCCUCGCUUCGAACCAUGUGUUUGCAAUUGAGUUUGAUACUAUGAAGAACCCAGAUUUUGAUGAUAUUGAUGGUAAUCAUGUGGGUAUCGAUAUAAACAGCCUCAUAUCUAAUAUAUCGGUGACUGUCACAUAUUUUUCCAAUACAGAAGGGGUUAACAAGACCUUGGAUCUUACGAGUAAAACUCCAACUCAGGUUUGGAUAGAUUAUGAUGGAGUGAAAAAGAAUCUCGUCGUUACAUUAGCUCCUGUCAGGAUCGCGAAACCAAAUCGACCUCUCUUGAAUGUGUCCAUUGAUCUUUCUCCAAUUUUGUUCGACUAUAUGUAUGUUGGUUUCUCUGCAGCUGCCGGAGCAGCUAAGCUAACGGGAAGCAAUCACUAUAUUCUGGGGUGGAGCUUCAACAAAACUGGGCCAGCACAAAUCCUAGAUGUCUCAAUACUUCCUCCAGUGCCCGGGGUUAUGAUAACCAAAGGAACACUGGUUCGAGAUGUUACAAUCUCGGUCGCAGUAGUACUGGUUGUGCUCAUCAUCACAACGGGUGGGAUUGCUUACAUAAAACACAGAAGAAAAUAUGCAGAGGUACGCGAGGAUUGGGAAGUGGAAUAUGGACCUCAGAGAUUCUCCUAUAAGGAUCUUUACAAAGCAACCAAAGGGUUCAACCACAAAGAGCUUCUAGGAGCAGGAGGUUUUGGACAGGUUUUUAGAGGAAUACUUUCUUCUUCCAAUGCCCAAGUCGCAGUGAAGAGAGUCUCCCAUGAGUCAAAUCAAGGGAUGAGGGAAUUUGUGGCUGAAAUUGCCAGCAUGGGAAGGCUCAGGCACAGGAACUUGGUGGCUCUCCUCGGCUACUGCCGGAGAAAGGGGGAGCUUCUCUUGGUCUACGAUUGUAUGCCCCAUGGAAGUCUUGACAAGUUUUUGCACAGCAAUGAGAAACCAAGCCUGAACUGGGCCCAACGAUAUCAAAUCCUCAGAGGAAUAGCAUCAGGCCUUCUGUAUUUGCAUGAAGGGUGGGAAAAAGUAGUUCUUCACAGAGAUGUCAAGGCCAGUAAUGUCCUACUGGAUGCUGAUUUUAAUGGGCGGCUAGGAGAUUUCGGGCUUGCUAGAUUGUAUGAUCAUGGUGAAAAUCCUAAAACAACCCAUGUGGUUGGAACUUUUGGGUAUAUUGCACCAGAGCUUGCUAAAACUGGGAAGGCAACUACUAGCACAGAUGUCUUUGCUUUCGCGGCGUUUAUGCUCGAAGUGGCCUGUGGACAAAGGCCUCUAAAGGUUCAUGGAUUUGAUGAUAAAAUUCUGGUUCAGUGGGUUUUGGAGAAAUGGCAAGAAGGAGCAAUCCUUGAGGCUAGUGAUCCCAGAUUGAGAGGUGAGUUUGUGGCGGAAGAAAUGGAGUUGGUUUUGAAGCUGGGCCUACUUUGCUCGCACUAUAAUCCAGUGUCUAGGCCUAGCAUGAGGCAAGUGAUGCAAUAUUUGGAUGGGGAUGCCAUGUUUUCGGAAGUAUUUAUUGAUGAUGCAGGUAUUGGUAUGGCCGCAUUAAUGGGGAAUGGGAUUUCAAAUGAAUUUGCAAUGACAUUUCCUUCAUCAUCAUCGGAGAAUAUUUCUGCUAAUGCCCUAUCUGGUACAGAGUCACUCCUCUACAUGGGACGUUAG